This is a messenger RNA of Populus trichocarpa (black cottonwood), 2356 nucleotides long. Its product is annotated as disease resistance protein RPV1. Gene Ontology annotation, molecular function: ADP binding. Gene Ontology annotation, biological process: defense response; signal transduction. The transcript is spliced from 5 exons. Bases 18 to 2333 code for a protein of 771 amino acids. Lineage: Eukaryota; Viridiplantae; Streptophyta; Magnoliopsida; Malpighiales; Salicaceae. The record is from RefSeq and is a predicted model, not a curated record.
CUUCCACAAGUAUUUAUAUGUAUCAUCUUUGCAAAGUACUUCAAAUUUGCGAGAAAAUAACAAGCAAAUUAACGUCACUCCUCUCCAUACUCUUCAACUUACCUUUCCAAUUUGCUAUAGAGAUUGAUAAAACUGUCCCAGCUAUGGCUUCCACGGACUCUGAGUCUCCGUUCUCUUCUUCGUCUUCAUCCUCUGGACAUAGAUGGAACUAUGAUGUUUUCCUAAGUUUUAGAGGAGAAGAUACGCGCAAAAAUUUUACAGAUCAUCUCUAUACCGCCUUAGGGAACGCCGGAAUUCAUACUUUUAGGGAUGAUAAUGAACUUCCCAGAGGAGAAGAAAUCUCUCCACAGCUUCUCAAGGCAAUUGAAGGAUCAAGGAUUUCUAUAGUGGUCUUCUCCAAACACUACGCUUCCUCUAGAUGGUGUCUUGACGAACUGGUAAAGAUUAUUGAGUGCAGGCAAAAGAUUGGCCAGGUUGUUCUUCCUAUAUUCUAUGAUACGGAGCCUUCAGAUGUCCGAAAACAGACCGGGAGUUAUGCAAAAGCUUUUGAUGAACAUGAAGAACGCUUCAAGGAAGAAAUGGAGAAGGUCAACAAGUGGAGAGGAGCUCUUGCACAGGCUGGAAAUCUAUCUGGAUUUGGUUUAAACAAUGAGGCAAAUGGAUAUGAAGCGGAAUUCAUCAAAAGGAUUGUCAGUGAUGUAGCUUGUAAACUGGGAAACAAAACCUUGCACGUAGCCAAGCACCCAGUAGGUAUUUAUUCCAGAGUUCAGUGUAUUAUUUCUUUGCUAAAAGGUGCAAAACCUGAUGUUGGCAUCGUGGGAAUACAUGGGAUAGCUGGAAUAGGCAAGACAACAAUAGCAAAAGCUGUGUUUAACAAACUUUAUUUUGGAUUUGAGGGAAGCAGUUUUCUUUCGGACGUCAAGGAAAUAUCAGAUAAGCCGAAUGGUCUGGUUGAAUUACAAGAGCGCCUUCUUCAUGAUAUUCUGAAACCAAGAGUUUGGAAGGUCAGUAAUGUUUAUGAAGGCAUGAAUUUGAUCAAAGAACGACUUCAUCGUAAGAAAAUUCUUGUUGUUUUUGACGAUGUGGACAAAAGGGAACAACUGGAGGCAUUGAUGGGAGAGAGAUGUUGGUUUGGUGCCGGAAGUAUAAUAAUUGUUGUAACUAAGAAUAAGCAUCUUCUAACAGAAGUGGGGGUAGAUGGAAUGUAUCAUGCUAAAGAAUUGGAUCGAGAUCAGUCUCUUGAGCUUUUCAGUUUGCAUGCUUUUAGGGAAACCCAUCCAGCAAAGGAUUACGAGGAGCUUUCAGAAAAGGUAGUUGACUACUGCAAAGGACUUCCUUUGGCUCUACAAAUUUUGGGUUCUCAUUUAUCCAUAAGAGACAAAGCUGGAUGGGAAAUCGAUAUUGCCCAUUGGCGAAAUAUUCCGCAUGAUGAUAUUCAAGGAAAGCUUAGAGUAAGUUUUGAUGCACUGAAUGUGGAUACAAGCGAGAUAUUCCUUGAUAUUGCGUGCUAUUUUGUUGGUGGAGACAAAGAAUAUGUAGCAGAUAUAGUAGGUGCUCGUUACGAUUGCCAUCCAGAAGUAGCUUUCAGAACUCUCAUUGGAAGGUCUCUCAUAACAAUCGACACUUGGAAUAGCUUAUGGAUGCAUGAUACAUUACGAAAGAUGGGAAGGGAGAUUAUUCGUCAAAGGUCGCGUAAUCAUCCUGGAAAUUGCAGCAGAAUUGUACUUCCCAAAGACGCAUACAAUGUACUCUCCAAGGAACUGGGAACAGAUGCUGUGGAGGGUCUGGCACUAGAUGUGCAAGAAUCUUAUAGCACAAAAUCGUUUACAAAAAUGAGACGUUUAAAAUUACUCCAAAUCAAUAGAGCAAAUCUUGUGGGAAGCUACAGUCUUCUCCCCAAAGAGUUGAUAUGGCUUUGUUGGUCUGGAUGCCCUUUGAAAUCUUUGCCGUCUGAUUUUCACUUAAACGACCUUGUUAUACUUGAUAUGCAAGAAAGUAACGUACGAAAACUUUGGAAGGGGACUAAGAUUCUUAACAAGCUGAAAAUCCUCAAUCUCAGCUUUUCCAAGUACCUUGCUAAAACGCCGAACUUCCGAGGACUCUCUAGUUUGGAGAGACUAAUACUUACAAAAUGCCCGAGUUUGGUUGAGGUACAUCAAUCUAUUGGAAAUUUGAAGAGCCUUGUUUUGUUGAGCUUGGAUUACUGUCGCAGCCUAAAGACUCUUCCAGAAAGCAUGGGUAACUUAAAAUCUCUUCAAACUCUGAACGUUACUCAGUGCAUACAACUUGAGAAAUUGCCAGAUAGUUUGGGUGACAUAGAAUCCUUAACAUAGUUGUUUACAAACGGUACUGCGAU